UUUAUAGGAAAAACUACUCACCUGUUUCUGCUUUAUGCUCACAAAGAUCUGCCUCCCAUGGGUAUUUGUAAAAGCAGCUUUCUUGUUCUUACUCCGGGAAGGUGUAGCUGAGCCACCCCGUACAGCUUCUCCGUUUCAACCGCUACACUCUUCCUUCUGCACGCAGCGGCAUGUCAUUACUCUCUUGAAUUCCAUGUUCUUCUAGCAGGUUGAUAAGUAACACCAAGGAGUUUACCUUCCACACCUUUCCAUCUGCCCCUCUUAACGUUUCUCCUGCUGCACUUAACUCGUAGUCCUUCCUGACCCAUUUCAUUUAAGGACCUUCAAAGAGUUGCAACUUUCCUCCUCCAAAAUAUUUCUUUUCGGGGAGGUUCCUGCCCACCCCCACUGAGCCUUUAGCCAAGCCUCACGACUGCUCAGCCUUCCGUCCUGGCGGGUAUUUCCAUUUAAUGCUUGCUCUGGCGUCGUGGUCUAAAGAUGACCAGGCAGAGACCUUGCUCUUGAGGAGCCCAUGUCUGCUGGAAGAGCCCUCCCCCAGGAGGUUAUCCAAGGUGGUUUAUUUUCUGGAAUUCUAUCUAACAUAGUGUUCUAAGACUUCCUGCAACAGAAUCAGUAGGUUUUUUUUAAAAUGCAUAUCCCACUUAGACCUAUUAAAUUAGCCUUUCCAAUGGAUAAGACCCUAGGAGUCUGCCUUUUUUAUUUGAUUCUUCAGUUGCAACAAGGAGCUAAGACCAAAAGCCUGGGCCAAUCUCCUCAUCAAAGCAUGGAUUAAGUGGGGUAUAAGAGGGGGUGUUUGGAGUCCCCUGGUGUACUGUCUGGACUCGUAAGGGCUUUGGCUGGGUCAGACGAGAGAAAUAGGUCAAAGAGGCCUUUACACAAAUCCUGACAUGACACAGCGCAGCCUCUCACCACCAGCCUGAGGUCAAGCUCCACAGUUACCCUCUUCAGUCAUCCGAGCUCCUGAUAAACAGCUUCCUGGGCACCAGCUGUGUCUACAGGUUGUCCUAGCCCUCGGUCCCUAUACAGGUUGCAAAGAUGAGUUCUGGGCUUCUGUCCCACACCCCAAGAUAGUAACAGGCUCCCAGGAUCCUGAUGACUGCCCCCAAUUUGACGGCUAAAGGGGAGAAAUGAGUAAGGAGCUCAUUCAUUCAACCAUACUCAUUUGUUUCCAUAAAAAAUAAAGGAGAGGAGGGGAAGGGGGGAAUGUGGGAACUCUACUUUCCACUCAACUUUGCUGUGAACCUAAAACUGCUCUUUAAGCCUAAAGAAAAAAAAAAAAAAAUAUAUAUAUAUAUAUAUAUAUAUAUAUUCACAGAGGGGAUGCCAGCUUCUGGAGAUGAGAAAGUAGAGUAUGAUAGGAAACCAGAUUGAUUGGAUGGAGUGCAUAGAACAUAUAAAUGAUGGUCUGGUGAGCCUAGAAAUCACAUAGGACCAUUAGUAUGUAACACCUACUGUGCUCUGGCCACUUUCAUAUACUUUUACCAUUUUAUCUUCAACACAAUUGUGGCAUCAUCAUCCCUUGUUUCAUGGACCAGGGACCUGAGGUUCAGAGUAAGUGGUUUUCCCAGGGUCACCUAGCAAAUGAGUGAGUAGUAGAGCCCAGAGUCACACUCAAGUCCUCUAACCUUAUGCUCCUGGCUCUCCCCUCCAUCACUGCUGCCUCUCACUUAAUUUGUACUUUAUCUCAUAGGCAAGGGAGCUUUGAAAGGGACAAGUGCUGGCCCAACCUAAAAAUAGCUUACAUUUAUCGAGCACUUAGUCGGCUACACUCUGCUAAGCACUUUACCCAGAUUACCUUUGAAUCCUCACAGCAACCCUAUGGCUGUUAUCUCCACUUCACAGAUGAGGAAACAGACCUGAGAGAGACUGUGAUGUGUGGUUACAAGUCACACAGCCAAUUGGUGAUGGAGCCAAAGUGAGCCGGGGGGUCUGGCUCCAGUGUGCAGACCCUGCCCUGCACUGCCACGGGGGGAGUGGAGAGGAUGGGGCCGCCCCCAUAAAGGCUGAGCUGGCGAGACUUUACAACUCAGCGAAUGUGGGAGCAGAGAGGGAGAGACCACCUAAAGGUGUGCCUGUGAAUCAGCUAAUCCUGGGGCCCCUUCCUUGGACCUGGACACCCUUGGAUGAGCUGGAGGUCAGGAGCCGAGAUGUCACCCAAUCCUCCUGCCAGAAGCCAGAGGCCCCAUUUGGAUGGUCUGGGUGGGGAGGGGCUGUUUGAAAAGCUCGAGCGCUCCCCUCCCUCCCUGGUGUUGUGAGAGAGGUGUCGGUUCUCUCUCCCAAGAUAACAGGACUACCGGGUCCUCCUCCUGCAGCUAUUCUGGGCUGCGGUCCGCUCCCCACUCUUCCCCUGGCCCCUGCUUCAGCCGUCUGGGAGUAGCUGGGUGGGAACAGGCCAGCCCUGUUACAUAACCCUGUGGCUGGGACCCUGGGGAGGCCGGGCUGGCGAGCAGGUGCUCAGCCCCUCCCUCGCCACCAACAGUGAAAAUCUUUCUCUGGAGCCCAGCCUUGGGGUGGCCCAGCAUGGAGGCAGCCACAGCUCUGGAGGUGGUCGGAUCCACGCUGAAAGUGAAAGAAGCCAGCCUAGCGGAUGCUGACGGAGCCCAGGCUUCACCUCGGCGGGGGGCCGUCAGCCCCAUUCCCCAGCUCCUGCCCCCCACAGAAGAGCACCCCAAGAUCUGGCUACCUCAGGCCCAGAGGCAGACCUACGUCCAGAAGGUUGGAGACACUCUGAAUCUACUAAUCCCGUUCCAGGGCAAACUCCAACCUCAAGCCAUGCGCACGCAUGACGGCUGUGCCUUGGACGCCAGUCAUGUGAGCAUGCGGAAUGGGGAGCGGGACUCCAACCUCUUCAUCCGAGAGGCCCAGUGUGCUGACUUGGGUCACUACCAGCUCCAUGUGCAGCUGGGUGGGCUGGAGGCCACCGCCACCACUGACACCCUGGUGAUCGGUACAAGGCCAGGCUCUCCUCAGAGUAUCAAGUUGGUGGAUGUCUGGGGCUCCAGCGCUACCCUGGAGUGGACUCUGCCCCAAGACACGGACACACUCCUGGGAUACGUGGUGCAAAAGGCUGACACCAAAUCUGGGCUGUGGCUCACGGUGCUGGAGCGCUAUCACCGCGCCAGCCGCACAGUCUCCGACCUCAUCGUCGGCAACUCCUAUGCAUUUCAAGUCUUUGCUGAGAACCAGUGUGGGCUCAGCCAGACAGCCUCUGUCACUGCCGACCCGGCCCACAUCCAGAAAGCAGCAAGGCCCUUCUUGGUCCCCUCGGCUACUGUUUACAAGACCGAGGGGUUUGUCCAGUGAGAUUUCUCAGAAGCCCCGAAGUUCACCCAGCCUCUGGCAGACUGCACUACAGUCAUUGGCUGUGACACCCAGCUCUGCUGCUGCAUCCAUGCCUCCCCCAAGCCAAAGAUCAUCUGGCUAAAGAACAAGAUGGAUAUCCAAGGCAACCCCAAGUACAGAGCCCUCACUCACCUGGGAAUCUGCUCCCUAGAAAUCCACAAGCCUGGCCCCUUUGACGAGGGCAUCUACAUCUGCAAGGCUGUUAACCCCCUGGGGGAGGCGUCAGUAGACUGUCGGGUGGAUGUGAAAGGUAAGGGCAGAACUCGCACCUUAAGGUGCAAUCACCUCCUCUCUCCACAGGUGGGAAAGUCGAGGGCAGAGACACAAGCCUAGAUGGAGAAGGGCUCGGGUUGCUUCCCCUUCAGGCCUUCUCAUCACUGUCAUCAUCAGGAUGUAUUUUAGGAGCCAUUUUUAUCAUCCAUUCCUCAUUUCUCUCCAUCAUAAUUCUGUAAUAUAGGAAGAAUCACUAUUUCCACUUUGCAAAGGAGAAACCUAAAGCACAGGGAGGUGACUGAUCAGUUUACCUGCGAUUUCCAGUGCUGGUUAAUUGAGGAGUUGGCACUAUGGUGGAAAAGAGGCCAAGUCUGCUGGACCUUACCCAGAUCAUUUUUCAUUAAACUAUACAAUCUGACUCAAUCCAGGAAAGCUGUAGCUUUUUAUUGGGCUUUUAAACAAACCAGAGGACUUUCGUCUCUAGUUGGUUAAAUGGGAAUAUUGCACAUCCUCUCUACCGCUUUUAAAGUAUUCAUUCAUUUAUCCAUUCCUGUCCCCUUGCUCAGAUUGCCAUCAUUGCAUUUAGAAUAUUGUUUUAUAAUUAUCUAUUUACUGAUCUGUUUCCCCAUAAACUGUGAGCACUGUGAGGGCAGGGACCAUCUUAUUCACCUUGUCCCCCAGUGUCCAGCCCAGUUUCUGGUACACAGUGGGCACUUUCUAAGCAUGUGCAGCAUGACUCAGGAAUGAAUGGGCCAUUACCUGUCCUAUUCUUCCCUCCGCAUAGACUCUUAAUUAGCACCAUGGACUCCCCCCAAACCUGGAAGUAUAUCCCUUCUCGAUGCUCUGAAAGGUUUCCCAGAGAUUGCUGAGAUGUUAAAACGGAGAGAUGUCAACACAGAGAGAUGUCUGAAUUUUGCAGCUCCUAAUUGAGGCACGCUAAGCAGACAUGGGCAACUCUGAGGAAGUGCCAGCAACGAAGCAGGGUAAAUACAGAAUUCAGAGCACAGGACCCAGGGACCAUGAAAGGAGGUCACCUCAGCAGCCUGGAUGAGCUCUCACUGUUUGCCGUUAUGGCCACAACAUACCCUCUCUUUUCUGUGCCUCCAGGAAGCCUGUGGAGAGACUGUGUUCUUAAGGAGCUCCAGCAUAGUGUCUGUUUGGACUAAUCUAAAUAAAGGUGUGGAUCCUCGCUGCAUAA
Messenger RNA from Orcinus orca (killer whale), 4753 nucleotides. RefSeq names its product myosin binding protein H like (gene MYBPHL). Lineage: Eukaryota; Metazoa; Chordata; Mammalia; Artiodactyla; Delphinidae. The record is from RefSeq and is a predicted model, not a curated record. Gene Ontology annotation, molecular function: protein binding.